ACCAUCGCCAAGUGGCGCGAAGAGAAAGGUUUUCGCUCUACCCCCACAAGGCGGUACCCUUAGUCCACCCGACUUUCUUCGUGUGAUCUCACAGACCGUCGACACGAUGAAGGCAGCGCUGGUCCUCGCGGUCAUGUUAGCCACCCUGGCUCUGGUGUCGAGUGCCGACGAGUCGGAGGCCACAUCCACCGAUGCUCCAGCUGUGACCAGCACUGCGGAGCCAGCCACUGAGCCAGCUGCCGAUGACAAGGACAAGAAAGAAGGCAAGGAGAAAGUGGAGAGCCGUGGUGGCAUUUUCGGAGGCGGAUUUGGUGGUUACGGACCGGGCGUAGGAAUUGGAUAUAGCGGUCUUGGCUACGGUCUUGGCUACGGCCUUGGCUAUGGAGGCCUCGGCUACGAAAGCGGUCCGGGCUACAGUGGUCUUGGUUACGGUGGAGGUCUUGGUUACAGUGGCCUUGGUUAUGGAGGUCUUGGCUAUGGUGGCGGCCAUGGUGGUCUUGGAUACGGCCACCCCGGCUAUGGUGGUCUUGGAUACGGCAGCCUCGGCUAUGGGGGUCUCGGCUACGCCGGGCUUCGUUACGGUGGUCUUGGCUAUGGAGGACUUGGCUACGGAGGUCUGGGCUAUGGUGGCCUCGGCUACGGUGGAGCUGGCUACGGUGGUUAUGGAGGUGGAUACUACGGUGCCGGCCGCGGCUAUGGUCAGGGUGGCUACGGCUACGGUGGUGGCGAAGCCGCGAAACGCGUGUACGGCCACACUUCUACUUACGGCCAGACGUCCACUUACGGGCUUCAGGCCAGCCAAGGCAGCGCGUAUGGUGCGGGACAUCAGGCUGGCGGAGCUGGCUUCGAAAAGGCUGCACACGCCGGAGGAGCCGCCAGUGGACAGUAUGGUGGUGCCCAAGUCGGAGGCGUCGGAGUCGGAGGCGUCGUCGGUUGAGACUCUCCACAUUCACGAAUCUUGCCCCAUCCUGCUCCUACUGGGUCUGCGACGGACAGAGAGGAGCUGGAUUCUUCACCAACACUGCCUGUACACAGACUUCCAUCAUUAAAAAAAAGGAAACUUGCUUCGACAUGAAAUUCGGGCAUAUCAUGAAAGAUAACUCAUCACGAGAGGGUGGUACAGCAUCAGUGGUCGCACGAAGGGCCUUUUCUGACUGUGAAUACUCUUGUUUGAAUAAAUGUUCCUGUUUUCCCUAA
Molecule: messenger RNA, 1197 nt
Organism: Rhipicephalus microplus (southern cattle tick)
Lineage: Eukaryota; Metazoa; Arthropoda; Arachnida; Ixodida; Ixodidae
Source: RefSeq, a predicted model, not a curated record